Molecule: messenger RNA, 3137 nt
Organism: Nothobranchius furzeri (turquoise killifish)
Lineage: Eukaryota; Metazoa; Chordata; Actinopteri; Cyprinodontiformes; Nothobranchiidae
Gene: arnt
Product: aryl hydrocarbon receptor nuclear translocator
Biological process (GO): regulation of transcription by RNA polymerase II
Cellular component (GO): transcription regulator complex; aryl hydrocarbon receptor complex; cytoplasm
Molecular function (GO): protein dimerization activity; DNA-binding transcription factor activity, RNA polymerase II-specific; RNA polymerase II cis-regulatory region sequence-specific DNA binding
Source: RefSeq, a predicted model, not a curated record
AAGGUAAAGAAAAACCUUUCCUGUGUUGUAAAAAGAACCAAAAAUGGAUUUAACGUGUUUUUAUUUAUUCACAAGAAGACUGUUUGUUUUUGACUAUGUGUCACAAUGGCCUGCCAAAAGUCCCGGUGCUCCCAGUGGGACGGUAGAAGAACGGAUGACGUCACUAGUAUCCGUCUGCUUCUGUCCAAUAGGAGGCGGCGAAAGGAACGCAGCUUGAGCUUUUUACCUCGAAACGCCAUCUUAUUUAGUCAGGGAUUUAAACAAGAGAGAACAGGGGAAAGCAGGCGGAGACAUAGAAAAAUAUAAUUUUAUUUAUAAUUUAGUAUUCCUACAGUUGUGGGGCAACAUUGUAAAUGGUUUUAGGUGUUUAUGAGGAAAAGUGAGAGCGCACCGGGAAGUCUGCUUUGGUUGGCUUGAAGCUAGCCCGAGAGAGGGAGGAGGAUUUGAGUUUUUUCUACUGGAAGAAGUUAUUUGUUUAUGUUAUUCAACACGGACAUGUCCUCUUCAAAUCCAGACCUAACUGACCCUAAUCUGGGUUUGGGAGCGAGUGGUCAGUCGAGUGGCGGAGCUGUGGCACCAAAAGUGACCAACCAAAGACGAGCUGCGACAAACUUUGAUGAGGAGGAGGAUGAAGGAAACAAGAUGAUGAGGUUCGAUGAUGAAACUGGAGGCUCCAGCAAUGAAAAGGAGCGUUUUGCCAGGUUUUUGGAAGAAGAUCAGAGUUUUGCAGAUAAGGAAAAACUAGCCAGGGAGAAUCACAGCGAGAUCGAGCGGCGGAGGCGGAACAAAAUGACUGCCUACAUCACAGAGCUGUCGGAUAUGGUGCCGUCGUGCAGCGCUCUGGCGCGCAAACCAGACAAACUCACCAUCCUGCGCAUGGCCGUGUCCCACAUGAAGUCCCUGAGAGGAACCGGUAACACCAACGCCGACGGCUCGUACAGACCUUCCUUUCUCACCGAUCAGGAACUGAAGCACCUCAUCCUGGAAGCAGCUGACGGUUUCCUGUUCGUGGUGUCGUGUGAAACGGGCCGUGUUGUUUACGUCUCCGACUCGGUCACGCCAGUCCUCAAUCAGCUACAGUCUGACUGGCUCGGCUCGUCGCUCUAUGAUCAGCUCCACCCGGACGACACGGAAAAGCUCAGGGAGCAGCUCUCCACUUCAGAGGGCAGCAGCACAGGGAGGAUGUUGGACUUGAAGACCGGAACGGUGAAGAAGGAGAGCCAGCAGCCAGCCCGAAUGGGCAUGGGAGCCCGGCGGUCGUUUAUCUGCAGGAUGAGAUGUGGGACGUGUCCGGUGGAACCGAUGUCCAUGAAUAGACUCGGCUUUCUCCGCAGCAGAAACGGGAGUGUUUUAGGAACACCCAAGGAAGGGGAGCCUCGCUACGUCGUGGUCCACUGUACCGGGUACAUCAAGUCCUGGCCUCCCGCAGGUGUAUCGUUAACCGACGGUGAGGCAGACAACAAUCAGGGGAGUCGCUACUGUCUGGUCGCUAUUGGGAGGUUACAGGUUACCUGUUGCCAAGGUGACACGGAACUCAACAGCAUCAGCGUGCCAGUUGAGUUCAUCUCCCGCCACAACUCCCACGGCUUGUUUACCUUCGUGGACCACCGCUGCAUGGCCUCCACCGGCUACCAACCCCAGGAUUUACUGGGAAAGAAUAUUAUCGAGUUCGCCCACCCAGAAGACCAGGGUCUGCUGAGAGACAGCUUCCAGCAGGUGGUGAAAAUGAAGGGCCAGGUUCUCUCCGUGAUGUUCCGCUUCCGCUCCAAAUCGAGAGAAUGGAUCCUGAUGAGGACGAGUUCCUUCACGUUCCAGAACCCCUUCUCGGAGGAGAUUGAAUACAUCAUCUGCACCAACGUCAAUGUCAAAAACUCAACCCAGGAUCCCCCUACUCCCAUCUCCUCCCCCCCAGGGGCCACCAUGCCCCUGGGUCAGGGCAGCCCAGGGCAGAUAGCCACCAGGCAGCAGCAGCAGCAGCAGCAGGCGGACAUGGGCGGAGACGGACCGAGAGACGGGCUUUACGAGGAUCCCGUCUCGCUUUCACAGAUACCCGUGACUCCAGCAGGACCAGACCAAUGCGGCGUAGAGAAGACAAAGAUCUACCCCGCCACCUAUCAAGGACCCAAUCAGACCAAAGGCCUCCCCCCCACCUCGGCUCCGUCCCCCCAGAUUUACGCCAACAACUUUCCUGCUGGGCGUCCCAGCGAGACUUACAGGCCCGUCGCUAUGACUCCACAGCUGGCUCAGCCGGCACACCCAGCCGGACAGAUGCUGACUCAGAUGUCCCAUCAGAACGGAGCCCCUCAGCCCGUCACCCCGUCCAGCACCAGCAGCCCCCUCCUUGGGGGCCCAGCAGGGAGGUGGCCCGGACCCGGCGUCAGACCACAGUUUAAUAACCAGCAGCAGGUGGCGCCUCAGGCAGCAAAGACGAUGUCCCCGCAGUUCACUCACCCGGGAGGAUUCGGAGCUGGCUCUUCCAGCACGUUUGGCCAGAUGCCCACAGGUGCUGCCCCCACCCCCCCCAACGGCACAAACUACCCUCAAAUGAAUUCCCGUGCCAGCCUCAACACCAACGGCUACGAUGCCCCCCAACCUGGACCGCAGUUCCCCUCCCGUGCAGCAGAGGCGGUGUGGUCCCAUUGGCAGAACCAGCAGCACACACAGAAUAAUGCAGAGCAACAUCCUCAUGCUCAGGGAAGCCAGCAGGACAUAUUUCCUGAUGUGCUGUCCAUGUUAGACCAGCCCGCCGGCUUUAACGGUGACGAUUUUGAGAUUCCCAUCUACCCGCCAUAUAACGAGUGACCCUCCCAGCCUCGUCUGCUGGUCUGACUUCUGCUUCCAUCUUCUGCCCUUUCUGAAUCUACAAGCCAUUGAAACCUGGAGGGGUGUGCUCUACAAGUAGGGCUGCUCGAUUAUGGCAAAAAUAAUAAUCACGAUUAUGGUGACUGAAAUAGAGAUCACGAUCAUUUUGGAUGAUUUUUCAAUUUAUGUUGAUUAUUUUUGUUUUUAUUCAGUCAUAAAAUGCUCAGGGCACAAUCAGGACAAAAAGAAAUAAGAAACAAGAUGAUCGCUAAAAUAACUCCUGGUUCCCAGUAUAAAAAGACCGAUAUACUUAUAGCUCAUAGUCUAUGACCCAA